GGAAAGUCGAGUCCCAACACCCUUUUCAGACACCCUCCUUGUCUCCUUUCAGUGCUGCCUUAAUCCUCUUCCAUCCUUUUGUCGCUUCGUUGCCACCGAGAGCAGAAGAGCAGCAAAACAGGUCAUAGAAGGGCAAGAGGAACUCCAAACAUUGAGUUGGACGUUGUUGUGCCCUUUUCUUUCUUCCCCGUGCAAUACUUGCUCUUAUCAUUCCUCUGGAUAAUUCAUCCUUGAGGUAAGUCGUUGUUUUUUUGAAACAAAGUCCAAGAUCUCUCCAUCUUCUUCCCGCCGUUCUGCAAUUAUGCAACAUAGAUAUCUACAGUACUCGAGCACUGUGCUGGCUCGUUUUUUUUCUUGUUGAAAUUUUUUGUAACGAUAGAACCAUAUUGCUGCAUUGUUGUUGUUGUGUGCUCUUUUCAAUCAAUUGCAAUCCAUUCUUUUUAUUUGGUGCCCCCUUCGUGCUCGGAUUCCUUUUUCUCUCCCACAAUACUUGCCAAUUCUUCUCUGCAUUUUCUUUUCGGCUUCAUUCUCAUUUUCUACAAAUCAUUUAGCACUUGCAUCACCAGCCAUCAUUUUUAUUAUUAUUAUUUCCUUAUUUUUCAUUAUUAAAUGUUAUUGCUAUCAUAUGAUAUUCCUAUGAUAUUCCUCCCUCGUUCAACUCAGACACACACAUCCACCCCCCCUCCCGUUCACUCGCCGAUGCCCUUGUCCCGCUUACUACUCGUACUCUGCUCCAGCACACCUCGCCACAGAGGAGAGGAGAAGUAAGGUAAAGCUAGCAUCCAUCCAUACACUAUUUUUCUUAUUUUUAUUUUUCUCUCAUUUUCUCUCCCUUUCGCAUCAUUACGAUUAUUAUUUUCUUUCGAGUUUGCCCUGUCUCCUUUUCCUUCUCCCCAUUUUUAACUAACUCAAUAGGCUCCCCACUGGUCCAGCCUGCGCGUCAACCACUCAAAAAAACUUACACUGCCGUCGCUUUCAUACAUACGUACACUUAAAAGACUUGCAUUGCCCUCCCACACGCUAUACCAUACCCUCCUAUCAUCCCUGCUUGCCCUUACCCAUUCGCUCACCUAACCUCUUCUCCUCUUCCCCACCCACUUAUUUUCCUUCCACACACACCCAAGAAAAGGAAAGAAAAACCCUUCUCCACUGCCCACCCCCUUCCUUCAUUCAACCCCCUUCCCUUUCCUCCCCCCAUCCGAACUCCCGCCCUCCACCCAGCCUCCAUCUAACGCCAAUACCACCCCAAAUCAACACCCCUUUCCCUUCCCAUACAACGACCUACAUCCCCCUUCCGGAUUCAUCGUUCCGCUCCUUUCCCCUUAUAUUUUAAUCGCACAGAAACGCAGCAAGCCAUACCUCGCUCGCCCCUUCCCUCUGCCCUCCCCCUCCCAUAUCCAGAUACAGGCAAACCAUAACACAAGAAAAACACCAAACCCGAAUCCAGUCAGAGGGACACAUUUUUUUAAAAAAAAAAAAAAAUUUUCGCGGCUAUGUCUGACAACGACCCACAACCCUCCCCCGGUCCCCACGACGACUCCGCUGGCCCGAACGCUUCCGGUCUCGCUGGCAAUGGCGGAGUUCCGAAUUCCAACCCCAAUGCUUCCGGAGUCGAUCCUUCUCGGGGAGUAAAACGAACCCGACCGAAUCAAGAUGACGACGAUGAUGAUGAAGACAACAAGCCCGGCCGUGAGCGCAGGAAGAUUGAGAUCAAGUUUAUCCAAGACAAAUCCCGACGUCACAUCACUUUCUCGAAACGAAAGGCGGGUAUUAUGAAGAAGGCCUACGAACUUUCCGUAUUGACUGGCACUCAAGUUCUGUUGCUCGUUGUCUCCGAAACAGGUCUCGUUUAUACCUUCACCACACCCAAACUUCAACCAUUGGUCACCAAGGCAGAAGGAAAGAACCUCAUCCAGGCAUGUUUGAACGCGCCCGAGCCGCACUCCAAUGAGAAUGGCGUUGCUGAAGGCGACUCGACUGUUGAUUCCCCCGAGGAGCCACAACAUACCCAACUGCCCACUCAGGUCUCUGGACGUCCGCCAGUAGGAAUGCCCGUGGGCCCGGGGGUUCCGCCAGGCCCGUAUAUGAACAUGCCAGACGCCGCUACCCAAGCACAAGCCCAUGCGUAUCAACAAUAUAUGCAACAGCAACAAGCUGCAGCUCAAGUCCAGGCACAGCGCGGGGGUUACCUUCCUCAACAUCCGGCUCAGAUGCAACCACAUCCGGCUCAGACGUCCUGAUUUAUUUACGCCAUUUAUGGCCCGCUGACGGGGCAUCAGAGGCAAUCACCCCAGUCACCAAAAAAGCCGACACCACUUUCGCCUCUUUUAAAUGAAGUCUACUGCUUCUCUUUGCCAAUUUCUUGCGCUGUGGUUCAUUCAGGCGGUGUUGUUUUGGUUUACUGCGUGGUAUCAUUAUUAACUGAACCACGUUUUCUUGGCUAAGGGACGAUAGCGGAGACGGCUGCCCUCUUUGGUCAAGGUGCCCUUUACAACCAUUUUUUUAUUUCUCUUCCUUUUACUGUACUUUUGCAUGUUUUUUCCUGUUCCAUGUUCUAUGCACUUACCUAUUAAUUGUUGGGAUUUGCUUCUCAUACAACUUACUGAGUUCAUCUCACCCAGUGGUGUGGAUUCGGAAAAUUCCUUUGGGUUAUGCUAUGCUCCUUAUGAAAUGGAAUCUGCUGUGUCUGUAUGUUUGAGACACGUCUUCUGAUUGCCGACCUCUCUACCGAAAUAGCGCCUUCUCGUCCCAUUAAUGUAUUCUCAAAAUUUCAGGUUGGUUUCGGUCUUGGGAAAAUAUUGUUCUGUCUUGGUUUCUUUAUUCUGUCCCGGUUUUUUUUUUUUUUUUUUUCCUCCCAUUUUCACCAUUCAUUGGCCGCUGCACUCGGCCUCUCUAUACCUCUCUUCUUUCUUCCGGUGUAAAUUUACCUUUUUCUCAACAUAUUACGGGUACUAGGAUAUAAUAUCUCCGGGGGAGGGUGGUGGGGGUCGAUGUGGAUCAAUGAGAGGGGUAGGAUGGGUAGGAAUGGGUGGGGAAGAGAUUUGAAUUAAUUUGAGUUCCACACAACA
Messenger RNA from Tuber melanosporum (Perigord truffle), 3068 nucleotides. RefSeq lists its product as uncharacterized. The coding region runs from base 1494 to 2240 and encodes 248 amino acids. Gene Ontology annotation, molecular function: protein dimerization activity; DNA-binding transcription factor activity, RNA polymerase II-specific; RNA polymerase II cis-regulatory region sequence-specific DNA binding. The record is from RefSeq and is a predicted model, not a curated record. Gene Ontology annotation, biological process: positive regulation of transcription by RNA polymerase II. The transcript is spliced from 4 exons. Lineage: Eukaryota; Fungi; Ascomycota; Pezizomycetes; Pezizales; Tuberaceae.